Messenger RNA from Theileria equi strain WA, 1146 nucleotides. Its product is annotated as signal peptide containing protein. The transcript has a single exon. Bases 1 to 1146 code for a protein of 381 amino acids. The record is from RefSeq and is a predicted model, not a curated record. Lineage: Eukaryota; Apicomplexa; Aconoidasida; Piroplasmida; Theileriidae.
AUGAACACUUUGAUUCUUUUUCAUUCAUUCUUCUUUGCUCUUCUUCCACUAUCAAAGUGUGGAGAUGACGACGACAGGAUUAACACCAGGGGAGCAAUUGGCCAUCAAACUCUCUAUCGUGACGGCAAAGUUACUCUAUCUGAAGAGUCUGGAUUCACGAUUGAUUUGGACUCUCUGAAUGGAGCAAUUCACAAGACGUAUGAAUACUAUGAUGACGGCAACCACAUCCUCCUGCUGACUCCACAAAGGGAGAUUACCAUUACGAAAAUCGUCCAUGCAAACUUUAACAUUUGGAGCUGUGGAGAGGGAGAAGAGUUUGAGUAUGCCAAGGUAUACCUCAAGGAUAAUCAACCCGCCCUUGUGUUCAUUGCCAAGAGUAAGGAAUCCAAGGGAACCUGCAGAUGGUACGCAAGAGAUGGAGACCUUUGGAAAUGUUGUAUCCACUCAUAUGAAGACAAGAUUGAGGAGCUCAAGGUGUUUUCAGAGUACAAGGGAGACAUUACCCUCAACCUGGAGGACCAGACUGGUGACGACAAGCACACGAUCUUUGGACUCACAUUACUUGGAGCCUACACGAGAUUGUACCAUCCAAAGCCAGGAUUCAUCAUCACUAAAGUUGAUUACAUGGGCCAAAACAUCUGGAAGAGGGAGGCGGGUACUGAGGAAGGAGUAGUGACAUGUAAUCUCUACUUUAGGCGCGGUAAACCAUCAUUCUUCCUGAUAAUCGUUAGAGACAAGCUUGUAAAAAAAUCUCUCUAUUUCCUAAAGAGAGACGAUGAAGUCUGGGAGAGUGUAACUUCUGCCGUCUUCAACGAAAAUCUCUCGCGGGCCAGAAAUGUGCAGCCCAGGGAUGGAUACCGUGAGAAAGACAUAGAGACUAGAGACAAAUAUGAAUCCUUCCCAGAUAAAUUAGAGGACAAGACCUUGACAACUCCAGCAAGGCCAUGGUGGUUCGGGUGUCUGAAUGCAGUGACUGGUGGUCUCCCAGAAGCUGCCCAAAACCUACUCUUUCCAGGCUCUGUAACUCAGACCGAACAUGUAAACCAAGAACCUCCAGAGGUUAAAACAAACCAGCCCACCCAAAGCACCCCCUUUGAACGCCAAGAGACCAUACCACACGUAUUGAGGAGAAGAAGAAAUGAAUGA